CCGCCCCCCGCCCCUCGGUGCCCGCCUCCCGGUGCCGGGGCUCUCACCCCCUGCAGCGGCGAGGGGCCGGCAGCCGGUGGAGGUUUUGCCCCCGGCCCAGCGCAUCCCGCAGCAGCGCAUCCCGCAGCAACGCAUCCCGCAGCAGCGCACCUGUGGCCCAGCGCCCCUCCGGACCAGGGUACCCCCGGCCCCCAAGACCCCCCGGCCCGGCGCACCCUAACCCAGCAAAUCCCCCAGCGCAGCAGAUCCCGGCCCAGCAGAUCCCCCAGCCCAAAAGACCCCCGGCUCAACGCACCCUAGCCCAGCUGACCCCAGCCCGGCAGAUCCCCCGGCCCAACAGACCCUAGCCCAGAUGUCCCCAGCCCAGCAGAUCCCCCGGCCCAACAGAUCCCCCAGGCCGGCAGACCCUAGCCCAGCAGAUCCCCCAGCGCAGCAGACCCGGGCCCAGCGCACCCUAGCCCAGAAACCCCCCCAGCCCAAAAGACCUCCGGCCCAACGCACCCUAGCCCAGCAGAUCCCCCGGCCCAACAGACCCUAGCCCAGAUGACCCCAGCCCAGCAGAUCCCCCGGCCCAACAGACCCUAGCCCAGCAGAUCCCCCGGCCCAACAGACCCUAGCCCAGCAGAUCCCCCAGCGCAGCAGACCCGGGCCCAGCGCAUCCUAGCCCAGGAAACCCCUCAGCCCAAAAGACCCCCGGCCCAACGCACCCUAGCCCAGCUGACCCCAGGCCAGCAGAUCCACCAGGCCGGCAGACCCCCCCGGCCCAACGCUCCCUAGCCCAGCAGACCCCCGGUCCAGCGGACCCUAGCCCAGCAGCUCCCCCGGCCCAACGCUCCCUAGCCUAGCAGACCCCAGCCCAGCAGAUCCUCGGCCCCUGGCGGUGGUCGUGGUGGUCGUGGCGGGGGGCGAUGGCCCUGGUGGCGGCGGCGGCGGCGGCCGCAGCGGGGGUGAGCCAGGCGGCCGUGCUGGGCUUCCUGCGGGAGCACGGGGGUAGGGUGCCCAACGCCGACCUGCUCAGGCGCUUCCGACCGCUGCUGGACGCCCCCGCCGCCGACCCCGCCGCCCAGCGCCGACGCUUCCAGCAGGUCGUCAACGACGUGGCCGUGGUCCGGGAGCUGGACGGGGUCAAGGUCGUCGUGCUCCGCGGGAGGCCGAGCCCCACCGCCGGGCCUCGAUCCCGGGGCCCGGGGACCACCGAGGCCCACCAGGUCCGGACGGCCGGGGAGCCCACCGACGCCCGGGGCCUCGGGGAGGCCGAGGGACCUCCGGAGACCAAGGAGCCCCUAGAGGCCGAGGGACCGGCGGAGGCACAACGGACUGACGGGCCCGAGGAGGCCGAAGAGGCUGAGGGAGCCGUGGAGAGUGAGGGGACCGGAGAGGCGGACGAGGUUGAGAGCCUCUGGGAAGCCGAAGAGGCUGAGAGGCCCGGGGAAGCCGAAGAGGCUGAGAGGCUCGGGGAGGCUGAGAGGCUCGGGGAAGCCAAAGAGGCUGAGAGGUUCGGGGAGGCUGAGAGGCUCGGGGAAGCCGAAGAGGCUGAGAGGCUCGGGGAAGCCGAAGAGGCUGAGUGGCCCGGGGAGGCCGAAGAGGCUGAGUGGCCCGGGGAGGCCGAAGAGGCUGAGAGGCCCAAGGAGACCGAAGAGGCUGAGUGGCCCAGGGAGACCGAAGAGGCUGAGAGGCCCAAGGAGGCCGUAGAAGCUGAGUGGCCCAGGGAGGCCGAAGAGGCUGAGAGGCCCAGGGAGGCCGAAGAGGUCGAGAGGCCCAGAGAGGCUGAAGAGGCAGAGAGGCCCAGGGGGAGUGAAGAGGCUGAAAGGCCCGGAGGGGCUGAAGGGGUUGGGAGGCCUGAGGAGGCUGAGGAACCUGGGAGGUCUGGGGAGAGUGAAGAGGUUGGGAGGCCCGGAGAGGCUGAAGGAGUUGGGCGGCCCGGGGAGGCUGAAGAGUUUGGGAGGUCCGGGGAGCGUGAAGAGGUUGGGAGGCCCAAGGAGGCUGAGAGGCCCUGGGAGGCUGAAGAGGUUGGGAGACCCGGGGAGGCUGAAGAGGCCGAGGGUCCCGAGGAGGCGGGAAAGGCCUUAGGACCGCGACAAGAGGGCGAGGGGAGGCCCCGCCAGGCCUCGGCCCCGAAGGCGUGCCCGCCGCCCACCGUGCGGGUGCGGGCGUGGGACGAGGCGGGGGCCCUGAGGCGGCAGCGCUCCGAGGAGCCGGGCCCCGCCGACGCCCCGCUGCUCAGGCGGCGCCUGUCGGCCGACGAGCAGGGCCCCAGGCGGCCCCUGAGGGCGGCGGCGGCGCGCCUGCUCCUCGGCCCCGACGGGGGGGCGCCGCCGACGACGGCCGCGCGCCUGCUCCUCGGCCCCGACGGGGGGGCGCUGCCGCCGCCCGUGGCGCCGCCGCCGCCGCCGUCCGCGGUGCCCCUGGAGCCGUCGGAGCACGAGUGGCUGGUGCGCAGCGCGGCGGGCCGCUGGACCCACCAGCUCCACGGGCUGCUGCUGCGCGACGGCGGGCUGGCGGCCAAGCGCGACUUCACGUCGGGCUUCACCGCCCUGCACUGGGCCGCCAAGAGCGGCGACCGCGAGAUGGCGCUGCGCCUGGUGGAGGUGUCGCGGCGCGGCGGCGGCGGCGGCGGCGGCGCGCCCAUCGACGUCAACGCGCGCUCCCACGGGGGCUACACCCCGCUGCACCUGGCCGCGCUGCACGGCCACGAGGACGCCGCCGUGCUGCUGGUGGCCAGCCUGGGCGCCCACGUGCACGUGCGCGACCACAGCGGCCGCCGCGCCUACCAGUACCUGCGCCCCGGGGCGUCGGAGGGCGUGCGCCGCCUGCUGGGCGACCCGCGCCUGCGCGGCCCGCCCGGCCCCCACGGCGCCCCCAAGCGGCCGGUCCAGGUGGCCGCCUCCAUCCUGGGUACCACCACCGGCGCCUUCCUGGGCGUCCUGGCCGACGACCCGGCCUUCCGGGACCUGGCCCGCGGCCUGCGCAAGUCCGCCUCCUUCAGCAAGGCCAGGGGCACCUCCCCCGUGCCCACCCGAAAGAAGCCCAAGCCCUGGGGGGGCUUCCCCAACUUUUCCGAGGGCGCCGGGAAGCGCAGGCCCGGCCACGACCUCUUCUUCCAGGCCCACUAAACCAAGGUGGAGGAGAAGAAGAAGAAGAUGAUGGAGAAGAAGAAGAUGAUGGAGAAGAAGGUGAUGAUGAAGAAGAAGAAGAUGAAGAAGAAGAAGGCCGGCGGUAGUCGUUAAAGCUGUGGGCCGGGCACCGGACUGAGCGCCGCGGUGGAUCCACGCCGGUCGGGUUGGACGGCCGUCCCCGUCAGGGGAACUGAGGCCCAGGGCGGUGGAGGCGACUUGCCCGGGGUCACCCAGCAGACACGUGGCGGAGCCGGGAUC
Messenger RNA from Tachyglossus aculeatus (Australian echidna), 3374 nucleotides. RefSeq names its product sosondowah ankyrin repeat domain family member A (gene SOWAHA). NCBI's taxonomy places the organism in Eukaryota, Metazoa, Chordata, Mammalia, Monotremata, Tachyglossidae. The record is from RefSeq and is a predicted model, not a curated record. Bases 909 to 3113 code for a protein of 734 amino acids. Gene Ontology annotation, molecular function: protein binding. The transcript has a single exon.